This is a messenger RNA of Ylistrum balloti, 1251 nucleotides long. Its product is annotated as beta-1,3-galactosyltransferase brn-like. Gene Ontology annotation, molecular function: UDP-glycosyltransferase activity; hexosyltransferase activity. Gene Ontology annotation, cellular component: membrane. The record is from RefSeq and is a predicted model, not a curated record. Lineage: Eukaryota; Metazoa; Mollusca; Bivalvia; Pectinida; Pectinidae. Bases 1 to 1251 code for a protein of 416 amino acids. The transcript has a single exon.
AUGCAGGCAAAACUCAUCCGGGCACUUAUCAGCGCGCUGCUGGUAGGAACAUCCGGGUUCCUUAUAGGAUUUAUAUACACGGUUGAGCAACCAAUUGCAGCUACUCCAGGAUCUUUCAAGUUAACGACUACUGUUCCUUUGUCGUCAUUGAUGACGUCAAAUAGUACUCCAUCUUCAGUGUCAUCACUUAAUUUAUCUUCGUCUGUCAGGAAUGCUACUGAGGAAAUCUACGAGACUUUUUUAGAGUAUGACCCCAAAAACUUCUCAUAUCCAGCACAUUUUGAUUUGAAACAAGCUGUAGACGAUUUUAUUGUUAAAAAUACUAAAAUUCCGGAAAUACACCAGAAGAUUCAUUUACAUAACUUCAAGUAUCUACAUUCCCCAAAGUCAUGUGUAUUUCCAAGUGACGAGAAUAAAAACAAAAAUAUCAUAAUGAUAAUAAAAUCUUUUGCGGGUAAUUUUGAUUUAAGAAAAACACAAAGAAUUUUAUUCCAGAACAAAACUAAAUCGUUUUCUCAUGUUAAGCAAAUGUUUAUUCUCGGUUAUAACGCUACCUAUCAGGAAUUUGUCGACGUUGAGAGCAAGAAGUUUAGAGACAUUAUACAAGAAGACUUCACAGAUACCUACCUCAAUAAUACGUUGAAAACCGUGAUGGCCUACAACUGGGUGGACCGCUACUGUAGAAACGCCUCCAUUUUGUUUUUCGUGGACGAUGACUACUAUGUACAAUAUGAUAAUGUGUUUUUACAUAUACGAAAAGUGUUUCAGCAUAAAAAUAGAAAUUUAUUUGCCGGGACAUUAGCCAGCAAAGCUGUGCCAUAUCGACGUCACGAAACUGUGUGGUCCUUGACAUUUAGCCAGUACCCGUAUGACCAUUUCCCGCCUUAUGUAGGGGGCGGGGCAUACAUCGUGUCCCAUGAUGUAGCACGCAGAUUUGCUGCCGCUUUUCCGUAUGUGCAAUUUUUAGAAAUAGAUGACGCUUAUCUGGGUAUAGUGGCGAAAAAGCUGAACAUACAACCAUCUUAUGAUCCAAACUUCGACACGACCAAACGGAAUGCUUUGGCUAGGGAGUGUUCACACAGCGCUGCAGAAUUGGUCAAACAUAUCUGUCCUAUUGCUAAACGUAAAAGUGAAUAUCUCACUGGGAGAACAAUCAGACGUCCCCACAAACCAGUUACCUGGCUUGCCAUAACUCCUAUAGUUAUUAUGCUCAAUAUGUUUUUCAUGAUAGCCAUUUGGUGUUCAAACUAA